This is a messenger RNA of Spea bombifrons (plains spadefoot toad), 1171 nucleotides long. RefSeq names its product syntaxin 18 (gene STX18). Gene Ontology annotation, biological process: intracellular protein transport; retrograde vesicle-mediated transport, Golgi to endoplasmic reticulum. Bases 46 to 1032 code for a protein of 328 amino acids. Gene Ontology annotation, cellular component: endoplasmic reticulum; membrane; SNARE complex. Gene Ontology annotation, molecular function: SNAP receptor activity. The transcript has 11 exons. The record is from RefSeq and is a predicted model, not a curated record. NCBI's taxonomy places the organism in Eukaryota, Metazoa, Chordata, Amphibia, Anura, Pelobatidae.
AGCUGCUCCCGGUGAUGACGCGGCGUGGGUUACAGCUGUGUAAAGAUGGCAGCUGACAUCACUUUGCUUUUUCGAGCCAGCGUUAAGACUGUGAAAACUCGGAAUAAGGCUCUCGGAGUGUCCCUGGCGGAGACCGACAUCCUGAGGAGGAACCGUCCGCGGGGAGAGUUCAGCGGCAAAGCCCGGGAUGUGAUAACCAACAUUGGGAAGCUGAAGGAUUUCCUCUUGGAACACAGGAAGGAUUAUAUAAAUGCGUGUAGUCCUGUAGCAUCGGAGCAUUCUCGCAUGACGGAUGCAGAGCGGGAUCAAAUCGACCAAGAUGCACAGAUAUUCAUGAGAACUUGCGCUGAUGCAAUUCAACAACUCAGAACAGAAGCAUGCAAAGAAAUGAUCCCUUCGCAGGUCAAGGAGCACCGGAACGCUGUUUUGGAUUUCAUAGAAGAUUAUUUAAAACGAGUGUGCAAGCUGUACUCGGAGCAGCGAGCCGUCAGGGUAAAGAGAGUGGUGGAUAAGAAACGGCUAUCCAGGUUAGAACCGGAACAACUAAAGAGAAUAAAGACGUCCCUCCCGACAUCAGAGACCCCGAAACCGCAGGAUACGGCAGAGGAAGGAAGAACCGUUACCGAAGAAAAUAACGACAGAGCCGUACCAGAUCUACAGGGAACAGCCGGGUAUUGGGAUGAAGGUCGGGGUGAAGAUGAUCUGUCCCCAGAAGAAAUUCAAAUGUUCGAGCAAGAAAACCAGAGGCUUGUGAGCGAGAUGAACAGUCUGUUUGAUGAAGUAAGGCAGAUAGAAGGCAAAGUGGUUGAAAUAUCUAGGCUCCAAGAAAUCUUCACGGAGAAAGUGCUUCAUCAGGAAACCGAUAUUGACCAUAUACACCAACUUGUUGUGGGGGCAACAGAAGAUAUCAAAGAAGGGAAUGAAGAUAUACGAGAGGCCAUCAAAAACAAUGCCGGGUUCCGCGUCUGGAUCCUUUUCUUUCUAGUUAUGUGCUCGUUCUCAUUGCUUUUCUUGGACUGGUAUGAUAGUUAAUUGAGAACUAUGUUCCGUAACUAGAUCAUGUCUGCAGAAUCUGUACAGAAAAUAUCGUGUAAAUGUUGCAGCGAUUUCCCCAUCACAUGUACUUUUAUAUGCUAAUAAAUGUAAAAAAAAUAAACAUACAUAAAUGGUU